CCGUUUGACAGAUUAGUACCCUCUUGGUUACAGACUUGUUCAAUCACUUGUUUCAGUCCUGGGACUAAUCUCCAUAUAGUGUCGUAUCUAAAUAAUUUAGUGUUUUUCCAUCAGUAUUUAACAAUAACUGUCUGUGAUCCGGUGUAUUUGUUCUUGCAAUGCUCUUUUGGGGUCUAUGGAAUAAAAUCAAAUUAAAAAAAUAAAUUUCUUAGGUUUACUUUCUUAAAUAUUGUCGGUUUGAUGGAAAAGUUAAUAACGUUUGGUUUGCGCGUCAAGUAAAUAACAAAGAUGAAAAAUGGAAACCCUAGGGUGGAUAUUAUAUAUAAACAAUUGGGAAGAAAGAUUUAAUCAAAACCGGUUUGUGUUCUCCAGUUUAUUUUCAGAUCAGUUGAAUCUACGGCUUUAUAGUUAUUUUUGUGAUGAUAACUCACAUUGUGACGAGGGGAAUCAGAUGGAGGAUAAGCAAAAGGAGAUUAUCGGAAUCGAUGAUAGUCAAUUGAGUGGCGGUGUUGACAUCAACCUAUCUCUUGCCCAAUCAUCUGCAACCUCUUAUACUAUCUCCCACGAGUAAGGAGUAACUCUAGCUUGUUCUUUUCUUCAUCAUAUAUCUAUGUCUGCUCUAAAAUUCGUCUGAGUUUUGUUUGUGUCUACUUUAGGGUCAUUGACGAGUUUGACAACCAUCAACCAUCUCUUCGUAUCUGGUAAGAGUAACUCUUGCUUCAUAUCUAAGUGGUAGUCUUUUGUUAAUGCAUGCUCUAUUAAUAUUCAUGAGUUUUUUUUUUCUGCUUUUUUGGUUUAUCUCUUCUGGACUCAAGCGAUCCCUUGCAAGCGUACAUGAAAGAAUAUUGUUGGAUAUGGGCCGUCAGAGCACCAGGGCCCAAGAGUCGACUCGGCCAGGCCGAAAGAGAAAAGCCCAUCCACAAGAUAUGAAGGCCCUGAGAAGAAACGUGGCCCAAGACGAGCGCCAUCAUCACCUCGAAACGGGAAGUUCACCAACUCCCCAGAGCGACCUGACACACGCCACCGAACAGCAGAAAGGAAUAGGUCGAGGCCUUUACCAUGGCGCCGAACCUACCCACUAACAGCUCCGCCGAUCACUGUAGCAAGUCAGAAAGUAAUCACGCAUCCACGAACCACGCAACUAAAUCCUAUAAAAGGGAAGGAACGCUCAGUAAACAGGGGGCAGCGAAAUAGAGAAAGAAAAGAGUUAGAGAGAUAAAGUAGAAAGAGUUAUCCUCUUCGGCUUUUGUUAAACACUUCAAUAAACGAAACCUUUGGCCCUUUCUUAAUCUCACUCAGAAUUUGUUUAGUCCUUAAUCCCUGUUACCGGAUUUAGGAUUCAACAAGUAUCAAAGGCUUGUACCAGAAAGAGAGAAUUCCAAGGAGACAGAAGCCUCUUUUCCCCAAGCUUGGUCAAUGAUCGAUUUUCCAAAUGCUAAGACUUCCCUCGACGAAGCUGAGAAAAUGUUUUCCAAGGGGUCGGCGCUUCGGCUAGUAAGAUUAAUCGAUUACUUUGCGAGUGCUUUUUCCGGAGUAUCAUUUGCGUUGGAGGACAUAUCAAAGGACCCUCUUUCGUCCACGCUGGAUGUACGUGGAAGCAUUUUCUUUUUGUAACAUUUUUAUUUUUCCUUUCUUUCUAAUCAAAAAGUCUUAGCUUUGAUUUGUGAAGCUGAAUGUGAUAAGUAUAAGAAGGCUUCUGUGACGAAGAGAUUGAGGAAUUUGAAGAGUAAAGUUGUGGAGGGAGAUGAUUUUAAUAAUGAAGAGUCCGGAGAAGUGGCUGACGUGGAAUGGCCGUUGGAGGAAGAGUAAAGGUAAAGAUAUUGAGCCAUUCAGAGUCUUUACUAUGAAAGAGAACUGAAGGAAGUAUAAAUAAGAGUUGUAUUGUUUCUACUUUGCUUUAUACUUGAUAUCAUUGUAAUUCUGUUGACGCUAUGAGUCUCAGGACGAUCGCUAUGAGAUCGUAGUACUUUGAUAUUGAGUAUUUGUAACCUGAACUUGUAUUGAGAGUUUCGUAUUGAUUGAGUGAAGAUUACAGAGUUCAUACUAUCUUAAAUCUAUCAUUGGUGCGGUGAAAAGUUUGAUUACGACGAUUCAGACUUUCCGAUGUCGACGAGCGGUUCUCCGGUGUACUCAAACAUCGGCGAUGAGGCAGAUCGGCGAGGUUUGGGAUUCGAAAAUCAAGUGGAGUUUCUCGGAGGGGCGUUCUUUCGUUUGAAUAAGGAGCAAGGUGUCGCAAACGCAGCGAUUGCGAAGGUGGAGCUGAAAACAUCUUCGAUCGAUAACAAAUUGUCAUCGUUGGAGACGACGAUGCUGAAUCUGGCUUCAUCUGUUCAAGCGAUGAUGAAAUCCGUUGGGAAAGAGCCGUUAUCCGACGAAGAUCAACAAAUAGGUUCUUCAGCUACAACUUCUCAGCUACCUCGUUCUCGCUGGGAUCAAAAUCGAGGUAGUCCGUUAGCUUUUUGAUCUGGUGAUUUUAACUUGGAAAAUCGUGAGAGUAUGUUGAAGAAAAUUGAGAUGCCGUCUUGCGAUGGGGUUAAGGUUACCGAUUGGAUUUUGGAGAUCGAAUACUUCUAUAAUCUGGGGAGGUAUAAUGAUGAAGCGAAGUUGGAUUUGGUUCCUUUAUGUCUACAUGGAGCGUUGACGAAGUGGUACGCAUGCAUGAUGCGUCGUGGAGGUUUUCGUAGCUGGAGGGAUUUCAAACAGAGAGGGUUAGUUAGAUUUUCAGAGUCUAUUGAGGAAGAACCUGAGAUGCGUUUAUUUGCUAUUAAGCAAACAUGCACAAUCCAAGAUUAUGUGUCAGAGUUUGAGGAGCUUUCUGCUCAGGUUCCGGAUCUGGCUGAUCAUCACUUGGAGCAUUUCUUCUACAAUGGUUUAAACGUGGAAAUGAAAGAAGUUAUUCGUAUGAAAGAUCCUCAGGGUUUAUCAAAUUUCAUUGCGGCAGUGUUAAGAAUGGAGACAAGCACUUUCUGUAAGGUAUUGAGUGAAGCACCGAAGGGUGAUUCAAGUCAACAACGUGUGGCAGUGAAUUCUUCUGCGCGUUCUGGGAAUACAUAUAACAAUCAUGCUCGCUUUACCUCAGAUAAACAGAAGUUAUUGACGAAUGAUUCGAGAUCACAGAAGGAGAAUUCACAUCCCAACAUAUCUUCUCAACGUCCUCGACAAAGACAUUCAUAUGCGGAGUUGGAUCAAAUGAGGAGGAAUGGCAUUUGUUUCAAGUGUGGGGAUAAAUGGUCGAAGGCUCAUGAGGCCAUUUGUCCUAACAAGGAGUUCUGUAUACUCUGGUUCUGAAUAGUUUUGAAGUAGAGUUAUGGGAGGAUUGAAAAGGAGAGGAGAGCGCCAUGUUUCCUGUCUCACAGACGGAGCUGAAGACUUUGUCUACUGAUGCUUUUUUCGGGGUUGAUUCCCCCCAAAACCACGAGGUUACAUGGCAGAAUUGGUAAUUUGGAGGUGAUAGUCAUGCUCGAUAGCGGAGCUUCCCACAAUUUUAUCUCACCAUUGGUUGUGAAGAGGCUACAUUUGAAAGAAUGUGCUGCAAGUAGCCUUGACGUGUUGCUAGGAAACGGGGUGAUUGUAAAGGGCAUAGGCGUAUGUCUAGCAGUUCCUUUUAAGUUAGACUCAACUAGCUUCACGUCUGACUUCAUCUCCUUGGAAUUGGGAUCGAUUGAUGUGAUUCUUGGCGUGCAAUGGCUGGAAACUCUUGGCACAUGUGAGGUUGACUGGAAGAAGCAGAUGUACUCAUUUGUCCAUGAAGGAGAGAAAGUGAUUCUGUAUGGUGAUAGAAGUUUACAUAGGUAACCGGUAUCUCUGAAAGCUUUGCAACCAUCAUGCGCAUCUAAUGUUAAUCUGAGUGAACUUCUUAACAUUAUCCCUGCCAUGAC
Brassica napus (rape) is the source of this 3878-nucleotide messenger RNA. RefSeq lists its product as uncharacterized. The transcript has 3 exons. Bases 2497 to 3288 code for a protein of 263 amino acids. Lineage: Eukaryota; Viridiplantae; Streptophyta; Magnoliopsida; Brassicales; Brassicaceae. The record is from RefSeq and is a predicted model, not a curated record.